GCGGAGCUGAUGAUCAGUGAGUGAGCACCUGUUGAAGAAACAUCUCACGCGCACAGAGACAGUGGGAGAUACGGAGAGAGAGGAGCGCGCGCGGGAUCUCAGCUGAAUCACCUCUGACUGAAUGAUAAUAAUAAUAAUGAUGAUGAUGGACUUGCUGGAGAAGGAUGGGACCUGUAAGGAGCACUAAAACAAAUUUCUGACUACUGCAGAAACUUUUUAUUUAUUUUUUGGUCAGUUUUAUCUGUUUUAUUUAAACCUUUCAGUGUGCAUGGUGUUUUUUUUACUGAUGAAAAGUUUUUUGACAUUUUUCACUUUUGGUCAUUAAUGUCUGAGGAAUACUCGAUUUGUUCCAAGUUGAAGAUUCGAGUUGCUUCAGUUUUGGGAAAGUGCACCCGGACUCUGAACUCUAAUCUAACUCCAGCAUGUCGAAGCCCAUUGACCACGUGAAGCGUCCCAUGAACGCCUUCAUGGUUUGGUCGAGGGCGCAGAGGAGAAAGAUGGCACUGGACAACCCAAAGAUGCACAACUCGGAGAUCAGCAAGCGGCUGGGCGGGGAGUGGAAGCUCCUCUCGGACUCGGAAAAGAGGCCGUUUAUAGACGAGGCCAAGCGGCUCCGGGCGGUGCACAUGAAGGAGCACCCGGACUACAAGUACAGACCGCGGAGGAAGCCCAAAAACGCGGCCAGGAAGGACCGGUACCAGCUGAACGUUGCGUACAGCCUGGGGGAGCCGGACUCCCUUAAGGGGGCGCUGCUGCAGGGCGACGCCGAGAAGGCUGCAGCCGUGGCCGCCGCGACCCGAGCCUUCCUCGGCGGCCACCCUCUGCCCGCCGGUCCGUACCAGCAUUAUGUGGACGUAGGCCUGCACCCCAAACUACACUCCGAACUGCCCGCCUCCGCUUUCCCGCACGGCUCGCUCGACUACCCGGGCCGGGUGGCCGCGUUCCCCGCUAUGGGGGUCCUUGGAGGCGCUGCGCACCCGCACCCAGCCCCCGCCAACCCGGGGUACAUGCUGCCCUGCAGCUACCCGAGCUGGACCGCCUCCGCCCCGCAUCCCCCCAUAGCCUACGUGUUCCUGCCCGGUAUGAGUAAAGCCCUGCACGAAGCCUACCCGGCGUACGCGGCGGCCCUGUGACCGGGCCCCGAGGGGACAGUACAGGGGCCCCUAAAGAGGACAGUUUAGGGGCCCUGAGGGGACAACUUAUCUUUCUUAUGGUUCAUGAAGGACUCUGUACAGCAUGUUGUGUAAAUAUUUGUACAAAUGAAACUUCUGUAAAUUGUGUUUUUUAAAACUCUUUUUUGGAGAGUCAAUGAAGCAGCUAAUAAAAGCAGUGCUUUUGGAAAAUAAGAAGACAUGAUUUACUUAUUUAUUAUAUAUGUG
Messenger RNA from Astyanax mexicanus (Mexican tetra), 1379 nucleotides. RefSeq names its product SRY-box transcription factor 21a (gene sox21a). The record is from RefSeq and is a predicted model, not a curated record. Gene Ontology annotation, biological process: anatomical structure morphogenesis; regulation of DNA-templated transcription; cell differentiation. The coding region runs from base 423 to 1133 and encodes 236 amino acids. Lineage: Eukaryota; Metazoa; Chordata; Actinopteri; Characiformes; Acestrorhamphidae. The transcript has a single exon. Gene Ontology annotation, molecular function: RNA polymerase II cis-regulatory region sequence-specific DNA binding; DNA-binding transcription factor activity, RNA polymerase II-specific.